AUAAUGAAGCCACUUUCCCAGGAAUGAUGGGGAGGCUAUGUAAAGGAGGCUGUAUGAUUGGACCGUCAAUCCUCAACUCUGACUUGUCCCGUCUUGCGGAGGAGUGUCAGAGGAUGUUGGACGCUGGUGCUGAUUAUCUACACCUUGAUGUUAUGGACGGUCAUUUCGUUCCUAAUCUCACUUUCGGAGCCCCUGUAGUAGCAUCAUUGCGUGACAAAUUCCCCGGAGUACUGUUCGAAGUGCACAUGAUGGUUUCCAACCCAGAGCAGUGGAUAGAUGACAUGAGCAAGGCUGGUGCUGAUAUCUACACUUUCCAUCUGGAGUCUUCUGAGAACCCCCACCAAACUAUUCAGAAGAUCAGGAGUAAAGGGAUGCAUGCCGGAUGUGGGAUAAAGCCCAAGACCCCAGUAGAACCGUUAUCUGAGCUAGCUCCACUGCUGGACGUACUACUGGUCAUGACUGUUGAACCAGGCUUCGGAGGACAGAGCUUCAUGACUGAUAUGAUGCCUAAGGUGAAGUACCUGCGAGAGAGGCACCCGGAUGCUAAUAUUGAGGUUGAUGGAGGUCUGUCUCCUAAGACUAUUGAGAUAGCUGCAGAGGCGGGAGCUAAUCUUAUUGUGUCAGGCAGUGCAGUUGUUAAGAGCAGUGAUCCUAAAGGAGUUAUGACGCAACUGAGAGACGUUGUUAAUAGAUACAGGGACAGUGAGAAGGCAGAGGCUUAGAUAUUGAGACGUGUCUGAGAAGCUCUUUCCUUUUAAUCACAUUCCAUUGAAUCAUCGCACAAAUUUCAUUUAUUUAUGUUUUUAUUUGAAUAGAGGAUAGUUUUGAUGGUUUCGUGUAUAAUCCAGUGUCUCUAAUAGAACAUGCCCAAACUAACUAAAAAUAUUUGUUCUUGUAACGUCAUACCGAGACAUAGUAAAGAAUUUUUAAGUAGUUUUUGUGUAGGGAAUAAUAAUAUUUAUAAUGACGGGUAUUUAUUUUAGAUUUUAACAUACAUAUUUUAAUCUUUUAAGUUUUAUAGUGACUGUGUUACAAUAUUGUACAUUUGGAGAUAUUUUCAAUUACGUAAAAAAAGGUGCUCACUUUAA
Bolinopsis microptera is the source of this 1088-nucleotide messenger RNA. Its product is annotated as ribulose-phosphate 3-epimerase-like. The transcript has 5 exons. The record is from RefSeq and is a predicted model, not a curated record. Gene Ontology annotation, biological process: carbohydrate metabolic process; pentose-phosphate shunt, non-oxidative branch; pentose-phosphate shunt. Gene Ontology annotation, molecular function: metal ion binding; D-ribulose-phosphate 3-epimerase activity. Gene Ontology annotation, cellular component: cytosol. Bases 24 to 722 code for a protein of 232 amino acids. NCBI's taxonomy places the organism in Eukaryota, Metazoa, Ctenophora, Tentaculata, Lobata, Bolinopsidae.